Messenger RNA from Myiozetetes cayanensis, 4455 nucleotides. It is a transcript of the gene EXD2, whose product is annotated as exonuclease 3'-5' domain containing 2. Gene Ontology annotation, biological process: nucleobase-containing compound metabolic process. Gene Ontology annotation, cellular component: nucleus; cytoplasm. Lineage: Eukaryota; Metazoa; Chordata; Aves; Passeriformes; Tyrannidae. Bases 469 to 2334 code for a protein of 621 amino acids. The record is from RefSeq and is a predicted model, not a curated record. The transcript is spliced from 9 exons. Gene Ontology annotation, molecular function: nucleic acid binding; 3'-5' exonuclease activity.
GCCUAAGGCGGGCAACGCCUUCGCUCUGGACCUCUUGGCCGGCCCGCGGGAGCGCUCGGCUCGGGGCCCCGGCCUUGGCGCUGCUGCCCCCGCGCUGGGCAGGGGACCGGGUUGUCCCAUCGGGGCUUCCCUGCCCAGGCGGGAUGGGGGAUCCGCACGAGGGGCUGCCUGGGGUCACAGGCAGGAGGGGCCGCAGGUGCCCGGGGCCCUGCUGGCGUUCAGCCUUCUCGCUCUCUAGGAGGCGGGAGGGAAUUGCUGUCACUUCGCAGGCGUUUAGGCAGGUGCCCGGCCCGCGAUCGGGGUGCUGACGGCGGUUCUGCAGGGCUGUAGCAGCACCCACACCAGAACUUCUGCUGGUGUGGAAGAGUGCGUCAGAGCAGCCCUUUAGAAGCUACGCGGCCAUGAUGAAAUCCUACAAUGCCAUUUUGUGUGGGUGAAGUGAAGGGGUAGAAAAGGAAAUAAAAAAAAAUGCCCAAGCAAACAGCAGUGACAAUAACUUUGGCGACCCUGCUGGGUGUUGCAGUGGGAGGCCUGGUUUUGUGGAAGGCAUCCCAACGUCGGAAAGGAAAAGCAUACCAUGAUAGUCAGCAAGAAGAAGCAGCUAUAAAGUCGGGAGAUGAGAAACUCAUUAAAACAGAGGAUAAGGAGGUGCUUUCCUUCUUCAAAUCUCCCACCUUUUCCUGGGUAGAGAGGACCCUUGGUGCAGACAUAGUGAUAGUUUCAGAGCAGGAGGAGUGGGAUCGCGUUGAACCAUUGCUGAAGAAGGAGCUGGAGAAGUGGCCGGUGCUUGGAAUUGAUUGUGAGUGGGUAUCUGUGGAGGGAAGAGCAAAUCCUGUAUCCCUGCUACAGAUGGCUUCUUCCAGUGGCCUCUGCAUUCUUGUUCGGUUGCCCAGGCUUGUUGCCAGUGGACAGACUCUCCCAAAGACCCUGUUGGACAUCAUGGCAGAUAGUACCGUGUUGAAAGUUGGGGUAGGAUGCUGGGAAGAUGCUUGCAAGCUCCUUCAUGAUUAUGGCCUUCCAGUCAAAGGGAGUGUGGAUCUCCGGUAUUUAGCCAUGAGACAGCGGAAGGAUCUACUUCACAACUGCCUUAGCCUUAAGUCUUUAGCUGAAAAAGUCCUGAACUGCCCGCUUGACAAAUCUCCUCAUGUGCGUUGUAGCAACUGGGAGGCAGAAGAACUGGCACAAGAUCAGGUCCUUUAUGCUGCUAGGGAUGCCCAGGUCUCAGUGGCUCUGUUCCUCCAUUUGCUGGGAUUUGCUGGCCUCCCUGCUACCUCUGAAGGUGAAAACUCUGUCGCUGCUUGGGAAAAAGCAUUGGGUAAAUGCCGGGGCUUGGUGGAUAUCCCAUUUAGAGGAAGAAAGAGUAGCAGCACAGGAGAAGAGAAGAGUGGAGAUGGACACUCGCCUCAGAAAACAAAGAAUCGGAAAUCUUGGGUGAAUGGCCAUCCCUCCGGCAAUCAUCAAGUGAGAGAUCCACGGAGGCAGAAGCGAAAGCCUCUGGGUGUGGGGUAUUCUGCACGAAAAUCUCCACUGUAUGACAACUGCUUCCUGCAUGCACCAGAUGGGCAACCCCUGUGCACUUGUGAUCGCAAGAAGGCCCAGUGGUAUCUGGACAAGGGGAUUGGAGAGCUAGUUAGCACAGACCCAUUUGUUGUGAAGCUGCGGUUUGAGCCUUCAGGACGUCCUGAGUCUCAAGUUGAUUAUUAUCUGACAGUCAAAGAAAACCUGUGUGUUGUAUGUGGCAAGCGAGAAUCCUAUAUCCGGAAGAACGUUGUUCCUCAUGAAUACCGAAGACACUUCCCCAUUCAGAUGAAGGACCACAACUCCCAUGACGUGCUCCUACUCUGCACAUCCUGCCAUGCCAUUUCCAAUUACUAUGACAACCAUCUCAAGCAGCAGCUGGCUGAGGAGUUUGGUGCCCCCAUCGGCUCCGAGGAAGGUGUGCGUCUGCUGGAGGACCCUCUGCGCAGGCAAGUGCGCUCGGGAGCGCGAGCCCUGCUGAAUGCAGACAGCCUGCCUGACCCCCGAAGGGCAGAGCUUCUGCAAAGCAUCAAGGACUUCUUUAACACUGAGACAGUCACCCCAGAAAUGCUCCAGGAAGCAGCUGGUCUGGAAACCAGGAUCUGCAAUGAGAGCUACAUGCCACAUGGACUGAAGGUGGUGCAGUGUUUUGCUAAAGGAGGCCUGCGCUCCCUUAUGCAGUUGGAAAGACGCUGGCGGCAGCACUUUUUGGACAGUAUGCAGCCCAAGCACCUCCCAGAGCAAUGGUCAGUGGAUCAUAACCACAUGAAGCUGAUCCGAAAGUAUGGGGAGGAUCUUCAGAUUGAGCUGUCAUGAAACUAAGUCCCUGAACUCUGGAUAGUGUCUAAUGAACACAUGUAACUGAAGAUCACACUGGGAUUGGAUCAAGGGUUGGACUUGAUGAUCUCUUCCAACCCAGUUAAUUCUAUGAUUCUAUGAUUCUUAGAUGGAAGGACUAUUUUUAUCUCUAUGUCUUCACUAACACCUGGAUCUGGGUUUGCAAACAGGUAGCAGUAGAUCUGCCAGAUUUGACAUUUUUAUAGAGUUAAAUUUGACAGUUAGAUCCAUUGACUCUAACUUUCAGAUGGUUUGGAAUGUUUAAUCCUAGUCUGUCACUCACUAGCUGAGGGGAACUUGUCUUCUCAAAGUGAAUAUGGAGAAUUAUUUUCCUCAAGCCUCCAGGGUGCUUGAUGCCUGCAGACCAUCUCUCAACAUAGAGCACAAUAUAUGAACUUUUCCACAUUUUCUGACGUAAAUUUGUACCCUUGACUUCACCUUUAGUCCCAUGAUAAAAAUCUGUCUUUGUUUUCAGUGCAGUUGUAUUUAUAUGAGUUCUUCUUAGAGAAGUCCCUCUGCCAGAGAGAGAUUUCUUGUUUGGAACUAGCAAAGAAGCCUUACCUUUUUGCAAAUUCUAAGGUUUACCAGCAUUGCAGAUAGGCCUCAGCAAGUUUCCUAGUGGCAGGUGCCUGAUGAGAAGUAACACUCUAGCUCUGGCAGCGUGGAAGCACCUAUGCCAAGUCUUUUGUUAAACAGCUUCCAGCAACACACAGUUUAUAAAAAUGUUCUUUCCUAAUUCUGCUUGUCUGUCUUGAAUAGUGUGCACAUGCCUCCAAGGCUGCGAUCUUAUUGGCAUUACAGAGACAGGGUGGGAUGACUCCUAUGACUGGAGUGUUGGAAUGGUAGGAUACAGGCUGUUUAAGAAGAACAGGCAUGGAGGUGUCUCACCUUCUGUGUCAACGACUGGCUGGAGUGCAUGGAGCUCAGCCUAGGGAUGGAUGAGGAGUUUAUGAGACAGGAUUAAGGAGGACAGGGACGGGUGACAUUACGGUGGAGGUCUGCUACAGGUCACCCAACCGGGAAGAUUGAGUGGAUGAAGCCGUCUACAGACAGAUAAAAGCAGCCUCAUGUUCACCAGCCUUGGUCGUCAUGGGAGACUUCAACCAUCCCCAUAUCUGUUGGAGGGACAACACAGCAGGGCAUAAGCAAUUCAGGAGGUUCCUGGAAUGUGUUGAUAACUUCUCCAGAAAGUCAACCUCAUCCUGGGCUGCAUCAAAAGAGGCAUGACCAGUAGGUCAAAGGAGGUGAUUCUCCAAUCUACUUUGCUCUCAUGAGACCCAUGUGGAGUACUGCGUCCAGCUCUGGGGCCCCCAGCAUAACAGAGUGAGUCCAGAGAAGAGCUACAAAGAUGAUCAGAGGGCUGGAACAUCUGUCUUACAAAGACAGGCUAAGAGAGGUGUUCAGCCUGGAGAACAGAAGUCUCUGGAGAGACCUUAUUGGUACCUUAGCGGUACAACAAGGAGGAAUGGCUUUAAACUGAAAGAGAGUAGGUUUAGGCACAGGUUGCCCAGAGAGAAGCUGUGGGUUCCCCAUCCCUGGAAGUGCUCAAGGCCAUGUUGGAUGGAGCUCUGAGCAAGCUGAUCUAGUGAAAGGUGUCCCUGCCCAUGGCUGGGAAGUUGGAAUUGGAUGAUCUUUAAGGUUAUUUCCAACCCAAACCAUUCUAUAAUUUUAUGAAUAGCUCUUAGGGAGUUACCUUUUCGUAUCAGACUGAAAUAAGUACAGGUGUCUUAAAAGGAAUUAGAGGAAACAAAUUUAAAUUAAAGACCAGCAUCUUUUAAGAGAUCAGACCAUAUGUGGCCGAAAAAUGGAAAAUCUGUUGUUCUGUACCUGGAUUUGACAUGUGUAGUGAUGAGCAGGUCAUACUUGCUCCAUUCUUGUUUCCCUGCCUCUAACAUGGGACUAAUAAUGCUCAAUUAUCUCACAAGGAUGUUGUGAGGCUUAAUUAAUACAUAUGUUUAUAAAAUGCUUUGAAAAUAUAAGCUAAUUAUGUAUGCUAAUUAUUACUGUUGUUUUUUAAAAUGUGCUGUUGUCUCACUUACUUAAAUAUUCACCUUUUUUGUCUGGUGCUAGACCUUAGUUAAAUAUAACUUUUUAAAAAUA